Molecule: messenger RNA, 990 nt
Organism: Macrosiphum euphorbiae (potato aphid)
Lineage: Eukaryota; Metazoa; Arthropoda; Insecta; Hemiptera; Aphididae
Source: the annotation of a GenBank genome assembly
AUGGAUGAACCAAAAAUUAUAGCUCUUAUGGAAUACCUUUCGUCAAGUGACAGUGAAGAAGAUAUUGAAAUCAUUGAACACAUAUUAUCAAAAAAAAAAAAUAUAAUUCCGAAGAUAAAUAAUUAUAUAACGGAUGUUGUUCAUGCGUAUACAGAUCCACAGUUUAAAGGCAGCUUUCGAAUGGAGAGUGAUCCUACCAUCACAUCUGAAAAUCAUAUUCUCUCAUUUAUAUGGUUUUCAGCAAAUAAAUGUAGCUUACGUGAUGUUUCUGAAAGAUUUGGAAUUGGAUUAACUACUCAGUUCCGAAUAAACAACCGAGUUAUGGACUUUCUUGUUAGUAUUUCAUCUAAAUUUAUUAACUUCAAUGAGGGAAGCGUUGGUUUAUCACAAGAGUUUCAAAAAGUGUCUGGGAUGCCUGGAGUUAUAGGUUGUAUUGAUGGGUCAUCAAUACCAAUACGGACUCCAGCUCAUAAAAUAAAAAGCACAUAUACCAAUAGACAUGAUAUACCUUCAAUAACUCUACAAGCCAUAUGUGAUUAUAAGAAAAGGUUUAUUGAUGUUUUUACGGGUGCACCUGGAAAAAUACAUGACGCAAGAGUAUUUGCUCUCUCUGAUAUCAGCAAAGAGCUGCCUUCAAUGUGUGGAACAAAAUACCAUAUCAUUGGAGAUGGAGCUUACAGUAUUCGAGAAUGGUUAUUAGUGCCUUACAAAAAUUAUGGGAACUUCACUGAAUCACAAAUUAUUUUUAACAAAACAUUUUGUGCCACUAGAGUUCUAAUUGAAAACACUUUUGAUAAAAUAACAAAAUUUAUAAUUUCAUGCUGUGUACUACACAAUAUGUGCAUAAAUAUGAAUGAUGAAAUUGAACUGGAUAAUGAAAUUGGACCAUCUACAGAUCCAGAAAAUGAUUUUAUUGAUUCUGAUUUUAACCAGAGAAAAAAUGGAGAAUCAAAAAGAGAUGCUAUUAAAAAUUCUCUUCAAUAUUUUUAA